AUGACUUUGGUCGAGCUGUAUCCCUUCCCAACUAGUACCAAUGGAGGAGGUAGCUCGAACGGGAGCGGGAACUCUCUAGUUUCUUCGACUACUCCUACCGCCAGUGGAGGAAGUGUAUCGGUAGUCGGAGAAAACUCCGUACCAUUGGUAACAUCCUCCACCAUUGCGACUGCGGCUUCCCCGGAGCCUGGUGGUCCAUUGAGUGCUUCACCACCAGCUUCCGCAUCGAACACCGUGGUUGUCCCUACAUCGUCCACGGUGUCCACGACUGUAUCGCCAGCAUCUUCAAAUGGAGUUUCGCUUUCGCCUCGUCCGGAUCAGCUGGGACCGAAGCCGCCUUCUCCGAGCAUCAUGUUUGUGGAGAGUUUCAAGCUAGACGACAUGCUCGAGUUGGAGAAUGUUGCUAACGGUAGCUUAAGCGAAAACGAUUCAGGAGGCUACCAGCUUGAUCAUGGUUCACUAUCUGAUCUGAUGGAUCAGGACUGCUCUUUAUGCCAAAGCAAAUUUACAUCCCCUCGCGUACUGUCUUGUUUGCAUGUGUUCUGCGAACCAUGCUUGGACAAGCUGUUGGCCGACAGCUCUGGCGUGGUGGCUGGAGAGAAAAGGCAGGAAAGCGGUAUGGGACCGAUUGUAUGUCCCAUUUGCAAGCAGCAGACGACUGUUGGUCCAAAAGGGGCAGCUGGGCUACAUCAGGACUACAUCCUGAGCAACGUACUGGACUUGUCGACGAUCGAACCAUCGCAGCUGGCGUGCACCUCGUGCAAGAGCAAGGAGAUGGCCAUUUCGCGCUGCAACGAUUGUGCCAACUUCCUUUGCGAUAGCUGCGAAUACGCCCAUCAGCACAUGCGCUGCUUUGAAGAUCAUAAGGUAGUGCAACUAAACGAUUUGCGCAAGUCAGCGGAAAAGGUGGCCAUCCACAAGCCGCUGUACUGCAGUGUGCAUACGACGGAAAACCUGAAAUACUUUUGCUUCAACUGUCAAACGCCAGUGUGCAACGAGUGUCUGAUUGGUGACCACAAGGGCAGCGAUCACAACUACCAGAUCAUCAGUGAGGCGGAAAAACCCAUGCGUCAGGAGCUGGAAAGCUCGAUGAAGGAUGCAAAGUCAAAAAUAGAAUACUGCGCUCAUGCGUCGAGCAAGCUUGAGUCGUCGUUGCAUGAGCUCCAGAGUCAGUUUGAGACAGCACGUGGGUUGAUUAACGAAUCGUUCCAAAGCUUCAAAGCCGCUCUCGAGCAGUGUUGUGAAAACGCUCUGAAAAAUCUUGAAAAGCUGCAUUCGGAGCGCGAACUAAAGAUCAUGGAUUUGUAUGAUAAUGUGGAAAAAUCGGUGGAAAAGAUUGAGGUCGCCACAAAGUAUGCGCGAAAGGUACUGGAUCAGGGCAACGGUCCUGAGCUGCUGAGCCUGAAGCACAUGAUAUGCACACAGUUGGCGCUGCUGAUGGGCACCACGCCGAAAGUCGAAGUGAACUUCUCGCUAGAGUUUCAAAGCAAUUAUGAGAAAUUUGAACAAAUUGUUCCGGAACUCUUCGGCACGUUUCGCACCGAGGCAACACUGCACCCGACUGCGAAUGAAUCCACUCCGCCUCCGACCUUACCGGGAGUGCCGAUCAUGGUGAACGAUGGUCAACCAGGUUCCGGAGGAAGCUGUGGUUUGACGCAGGGGCCGUUGACUGCCUCCGUCACGGCUUCCAGCCCUAUUUCGUUGCCCACAUCGAUGCAAUCAUCGUUCGAUGGAGACAUGCCAACUCUGGGCCCUGCUGGUGCCUACAUGCUACCUAAUGUGCUUACUCCAGAACCGCCAGGAUCGGUGACGGCUCCGAUUCCACCUAAUCCACUCAGUGCAACUCCUACACCAGUGGGGGCUGCAGGAGCUGGUCCGGGGUCAGCCACGCUUCCUGGGUUGAGCAGCAUCGCCGAGUACAAUCUGCACCGGUUGGCAAAUUUGGCCGACGCUUCUUCAAACGACAUGACCGAUUCCAUAGUCCCAGUAAAUAGUAAUGCGGGUGCGACACCGAAUUUCACUUUAGCCGAUCUUAUUUCCGGCAAACAACACGCCAUACAAGCCCUAGCCAAAUACUCGAUGGGCAACCAGGACAUGAGCAACGGCUCCAUGCUAACACCGCAUGCCAAUCUCGAUAGUGUGCCGCUGAUGAACGACUACUCAGUCAUGCCAGGGUCGACGUCGCCUAUACUUCCUGUUCCGACCAACAUGCCUUUGGAAGGUGCCGGUGUGUUGAACGGCGGUGGUGACAUGGCGAUGAGUCGCUUUCAGCCAUCGAUGUGCGUAAACGGCAGGAAUAAGGCGACACCCAUGCAGAUACGCUGCAAGUUUGGUUCAUUGGGUCAAACCAAGGGGCAGUUUAACUCACCACACGGUUUCUGCCUCGGAGUGGACGAAGAAAUCGUCGUCGCAGAUACAAACAAUCAUCGCAUCGAAAUUUUUGAGAAAAACGGAACGUUCAAGUUUUCGUUUGGUGUACCUGGUAAGGAGGAGGGCCAACUGUUUUACCCACGCAAGGUGGCCGUGAUGCGGACGAGCGCCAAGUUUGUCGUUUGCGAUCGUGGCAACGAACGGUCGCGUAUGCAAAUUUUCUCCAAAAAUGGUCAUUUCAUUAAGAAGAUUGCAAUCAGAUAUAUCGACAUCGUCGCCGGGUUGGCAGUCACCAACAAAGGCCUAAUUGUUGCCGUGGAUAGUGUUUCACCGACCGUUUUCAUCAUCUCCGAGGACGGUAAUCUCAUGCAUUGGUUCGACUGCAGCGAUUUUAUGCGUGAACCGUCAGACAUAGCGAUCAAUGGGACCGACUUCUUCGUGUGCGAUUUCAAAGGUCACUGCGUGGCCGUAUUUUCCGAGGAGGGAACGUUCAAGUAUAGGAUCGGAAGUGAGAAAAUUACUUGCUUCCCGAAUGGUAUUGAUAUCUCUGAUGCUGGCGAUGUGCUGAUAGGUGAUUCGCAUGGAAACCGGUUCCAUGUGGCAUGCUAUUCAAAGGACGGCCAAUUACAGUCGGAAUUCGAGUGUCCCUACGUUAAGGUAUCGCGAUGCUGCGGACUGAAAAUCACUUCGGAAGGCUAUGUUGUUACAUUAGCCAAGAACAAUCACCACGUACUUGUUCUGAACACACUCUACAUUCAGUGA
Messenger RNA from Anopheles cruzii, 3132 nucleotides. RefSeq names its product B-box type zinc finger protein ncl-1 (gene mei-P26). Gene Ontology annotation, cellular component: nucleoplasm; chromatin. The transcript has 5 exons. The record is from RefSeq and is a predicted model, not a curated record. Gene Ontology annotation, molecular function: protein binding; ubiquitin-protein transferase activity; zinc ion binding. Gene Ontology annotation, biological process: positive regulation of DNA-templated transcription. Bases 1 to 3132 code for a protein of 1043 amino acids. Lineage: Eukaryota; Metazoa; Arthropoda; Insecta; Diptera; Culicidae.